AUGUCUGAAGCUGCUGAUGCCAGAGCCGCCGCCGCGGAAUCUCGGAAGUCGAGAUUGCAAAUUUUGCGAGAACGUCAAAAGAAACUUCGUGAAAGCUACAAGGUUCAAAUCGACAUGUCUCGUCGUAACUUAGAUGGUGAUGAAAGUGGUGGGAGAUUAUCACCGAUGCCGGCUGUUUCCGAAGCAAAGGACUCUGCAGCAACAGAACCAGCAAAGACAGCAGACCCAGGAGCCAAACCGGAAGGCGCAGUAGAUUCGACAGCGGCCCCUGUCACUCCUAGUACAGCCGUGAGACCUACAAUACCUACAACGCCCAAUACGGCUCGAUUGGUUCAAACACAGACCGAAAAUGAGGAAUUGAAACGUCAAAUUGUGGCUCUCAAGGCGGACCGUGAACUCUUAUUGGAACGACAAAUGGAACGUUUUGCAUCCGCUUCGGAACAGCUCAACGAAAUGGAGAUUCUGCUAGAAGAUUAUCGUUCCAUUGCCGAAGAGGCCGAAGAGAACAAUGCCGUUCUCAAGGCACAACUUUCUCUCAUGACAUCCGAACAGGCCAAUUGGAAAAAGGCAGAAUCUGAAUUGAAAGAUCGGGUCCAACAGCAACAAGACCGUUUGGAUUCCUCAGUGCAAGCCAUGAACGACUUGGAAAAGGCCCUCAACAAGGCCCAAGAUGAUUUGCAAAUGUCGGAUCAACAUAAGAUGAAUUUGGAACAUCAGUUGCGCAGUGUGGCGUCCACCAAUGCACAAAUAUUUCAAGGACAAGUUCAUGGUGGAGCCACCUAUUUUCCACCACCACAACAGACGGUAUAUUAUCCAGUGCCUGGGGAUGGUGGCGCCGGCAGGGGCAGCAACCGACUCCCCAAAAAGCCGUUUGUGGGUGGUGGUGGACCAGGCAUGCCGCCCCAACGUCGCGGCAGUCACAAUACUGGUCCUGGCGGUGGUGGACCACCUCAACGCCGGGGAUCCUACAACAAGCAGGGUGGCAACAAUCCAGGCGGCGGCCCCCACUUUGCAGGCAAUGUUGCUGGUGGCCCUCCCAGUAGCUUUCAUCCCAAUGCUGGUAUUGGAGCUGCUGGCGGUGGUCUUCCCAACUUUAAUCCCAGUGCUCCCAACUUUAAUCCAAAUGCCGCCAACUUUACGCCUCAGAGCCCCAAUCCGGGCGGCGAUUACAACAAUCAGGGCAGCAAGAAAAAGAGGCGUUAG
This is a messenger RNA of Cylindrotheca closterium, 1203 nucleotides long. Lineage: Eukaryota; Bacillariophyta; Bacillariophyceae; Bacillariales; Bacillariaceae. The record is from the annotation of a GenBank genome assembly.